AUGUCGGUCGUGCUGCAUUGCGGUUUUAAGGCAAUUGAAAACCUCGAGGCUCAUUUCCGACCAUCGACGCUUGAAAAAGGACGCCAGCUUUAUGACAACAAUCAUGUGUAUCGUGUCAGAGAGGUGAACGGCACGGACAUCUCGGCGAAGUGCUUGUCACAACAAAGCAAGCAGGCUUACGACGUCGAACUCCAACUGUCGAUCGCGCCUCGAACUAUACUGAAGGGGACGUGUACGUGCCGUUACGGCGCCCUCGGUGACUGUAAACACUGCGCAGCGGUGGUAUUUUAUACCAACCUGCACGAGGACGUGUCGUGUACGAGCGGCCCGCAGUCAUGGGGGAAACCAUCGAGGAAGCCCGACCAUGACGACAAAGUGCCACUGAGAAAGCUGUUUGGAGGUAGGAUGCUCUUGCUUUCUGUUCUAUGUGUUUCGCUAUAUUAUUUAGCCUUUUUAUCCUAUCCCUUUGUGGGAAACAAGCAGCCUGCAGAGCUGCCGCCUACCUACGUCACCCAACAUUUCGGGGGCAUUGAAUCCCCUUUUACAACUGUACUUAAGGAGAUGGAGAAAAGUGAGGCGGAGAUUAGGUGGCACAAGGAACGAAAAGUGCGCAUCAGCAGCACAGCAGCUCAUACAAUUUUGCGUACCCGCAGAGGCCCUAAAGAGAUUGUUCACAGCCUUCUCAAGUCCAAUUUUUUUUCGUCCGAGGCUACAACAUAUGGAAUACGUAUGGAGCCAGUGGCCAGGAAGGACUUUGAGCAGCAGCGUGGUGUUACGGUGACAGAGGUGGGCCUGUUACUUCACCCGCAACAGCCAUGGCUUUGUGGAAGCCCUGAUGGAAUUUUUUCUCUCUCUGGCGAGACAUGCUUGCUGGAGAUAAAGUGCCCAUACAGAUGCAUUGACAGAGGGAUUUUUGACGAUUCAGGACACAGCAUCCUUGACUAUGUGCAUCAUGUUGAUGGAAACCCCAUACUAAGGAAAUCGCACAGAUACUAUACACAGGUCCAGAUUUUGAUGUACCUGCUUAAUGCAAAGCAGUGUUUCUUCUUUGUAUAUUCAAAGAAGCAGAGCGUGACCAUGGUUGUCGGUAGGGAUGAUGCUUUCCUUCAAGAGGCCAUUCCAACUCUUGAACAAUUUUAUUUUCAGUGGAUUUUGUGUGAACUUGUAAGGCGACAAAGUUAGUAGAAUGAAUGAUGCCUCGCUCUAGAGUGCUACUUCUAUUUACUGAAUAGGGUUUUUCAACGCUUGGUAUACAAGUAGAAUGCAUUUCAUUUUAUUUAAAAGACAUCAGACUUGCUUUUCUUGAUUUCAUUAAGGUAGAAUAUUUCGGGGUAGGGAGCUUGGGCAGGGAUCAAACGCUGGAAGAGACAGUAUAGUAUAAAGACUAGUGCAAGUGACCGUUGCAUCCUGGCGGCUAUACCAUGCUGUAUUUGGGUGAACGUGAGACUGUUCAACAUUUCAGGCGUCGGAACAUGCAUCGCAUUAUAUUUGGUUCAAGAAAUGAAUAUAACAAAUUUCUUUUUUUCUUGAUUUUCCCUGGCCCUUCAAACUACAGUAAGCUAAAUUACUAGGCACCCCCGCAAUAACUAAUGUGUAUGAAGCCAUGUUUGAUUGUGCCACAGGCCUUUCUGCAGUGCUGCCUGUUCAAUAACAUUUAUGGAAUGGAGGACGAAGUAGCUCUUGCCGACAUAACUAAGACGUCAACAGUGAUGCGUAAAUUUUGGCUGCGCUCUUCCUUUCACUGUAUUUUGCCACUACAGUUCAUAGUAACAGUGAGUAAUGCCCUCGGCGGACACCCUAUUUUGUACGUCGUUUCUUGUU
Messenger RNA from Dermacentor andersoni, 1821 nucleotides. The record is from RefSeq and is a predicted model, not a curated record. Lineage: Eukaryota; Metazoa; Arthropoda; Arachnida; Ixodida; Ixodidae.